UAUUACGUUUAUCAAAAUAUCAAAUAUAAUUCCAAGUAAAUAAAUGGAAAUGCUACAGCGUUUGCCGGCCCACGUCUCCAAACUUCUCUUUGCCUAAAUCUUAAACAAAACCGGUGUCGUUUUGAAGCUUUUGGGUGUGAUCAAAUCGCAACAUCAUUUUCUUUCUCAAUUUUUCCUUUUUUUUAAUCCGAAGAAACAAGUAAUGGCUGAAUCGAGCGAAGAACCGCAGCAACAACAGACAGUGGUGAAAGAGUGCAUGCACAAAACCAAGACUAUACAGUUCUUUGGUCGAACCACGCCGAUUAUUCUCCAAAACGAUAAUGGACCUUGCCCUCUCCUCGCCAUCUGUAACGUUCUUCUUUUAAAGAAUGAUCUGAAACUAAGUCCAGAUACAGGCGAAGUAUCACAGGAGAAAUUGCUUGCGCUGGUGGCUAACCGGCUGCUUGAAUCUAACAGUAAUGUCAAUAUGCAGACUAAAGAUGCAGGGUAUGUUGAAAAUCAACAGCAGAAUAUUUCAGAUGCUAUUGAUUUACUUCCACGCCUUGCAACUGGGAUUGAUGUAAAUAUAAAGUUUAGGAGGAUAGAUGAUUUUGAAUUCACACGGGAGUGUGCCAUAUUUGAUCUACUUGACAUUCCCCUAUAUCAUGGUUGGAUAGUUGAUCCCCAGGAUUAUGAUACAACUAAUGCAAUCGGGUCCAAGUCCUACAAUUCUCUGAUGGGGGAGCUUGUAGCACUGGAAACCAUGGUGGGUGAAAGUAAAAAUAAUUUUGAAGAAGAUUGUAUUGAUUUUGCUGCUGCAACAACUGCAACUCUGGGUGUUCCUUCUCCAUGCCUUUCAAAAACCAAAUCUUUCGAUGAUUCUCCACGUUCUGCCCUUGAUCAGCCGACAGUAAGAAAAGGGGAUCUUGAAGAACAAGAAGAGCUAUGGAGAGUCUUGAAGUUGUCAGAAACUGAAAAGCCAAGUUCAUUGGGUGAUUCUCAUGCACCAAUUGUUAGUGGAGUGACUAUGUCUGUUAAUUCAGGGGAAAGUACAUCAGAUAUUGUACAUACAUUAGAGGGGCACAUUGGUGUGAAAAAUCAAAGUUUACAUCAGCCGGAAGCUUCCAUAUCAGAUAAUAUCACUGCCUUGAGCAAUGACGGUAAUAAUAACCUUUCAUCUUCUGGGAGUAUUUUAGGUGGUGAAGUAUUUUCAGCCUUCAAGAAUGAUGGGGGUGUUAAACUUGAGCAGUCAUCUGAAAUAAAGUCCGUAGAUCAUAUCCUCUGUAAUGAUUUGGUUGAGAAGAGUAUUGUUGAAACAUUAUUCUAUGUUGAAGAAGCAGAUUUGCAUUCGGGUGGAAAAGAUGCUGCAUCUAUGGGGCAGACACAUGGAGAUGUUUCUCACCGGAAUGCAAAAGUUGAUAGUCUAUCCGCUCCUACAACUGAUGUCCAUGAACCCGCUGAUAAUCUUAGUGGGUGUAGCAUGGCAGAAGUAUCAUGCCAGUCUGUUCCUAAUGCUGACUCAGAUUCAUCUAGUGGCAGAAUACAGCAUGUGGAUUUUCCUGAAACGUUUACUUCAAGUGUUGCUGAUAGUGAACCCAUAUAUGAAGGAGAGGAAUGCAUAUUAGAUUCAGGAACUGCCUCAUAUGGAAACCGGGAGCCUGUGUAUGAAGGCGAGGUGAUUCUUGCAGAGGAAGCAGACAAAAGCGCAUUAGAUGCUGGAAGGUCUAAGGAUGUAAUUACUCCGCAACAAGGGGAACUUAUCAAGAACUUUUUGAAGAACAGUGCCAGUCAAUUGACCAUUUAUGGCCUCUUUUGCUUACAAGAUGGUCUUAAAGAAAGAGAACUUUGUGUUUUCUUCCGUAACAAUCACUUCAGCACCAUGUUUAAGUAUGAUCGUGAGCUAUAUCUUUUAGCAACAGACCAGGGUUACAUCAAUCAGCCUGAUUUGGUGUGGGAGAAACUAAAUGAGGUCAAUGGAGAUACACUGUUUAUGACCAGUAAUUUCAAGGAAUUUAAAGUGGAAAGUCAGGCAAAUGAUCCAUGGGAUGAGCAUGGUGCUGUGGCUAGUACCACUGACUAUCUUGCCAGCAUUGAUACUGCAGCACAAGCAGGAUUGGAUAUGAAUUCGGAUCUACAACUGGCAAUAGCUCUGCAACAGCAGGAGUUUGAGCAACAGCCACAACGAUCUAAUUCACGACCACAACCUACUAGUGGCAGUUCAAGACUGAUAACAGGUCCCCAGGUUCCGAGAACCGGUGGCAGAAAUUCCUUGCCUUCAUCUUCAAGGGCUGAGGCAAAAUCGAAAGACAGGUGUUGCAUAAUGUGAAUUUGUGAUUCAGGCAGGUUGGAUGCUUUUAGUGUAAAUGAUUUGUUUUCCUGUUGUAUGUGCUGAUUGCCGAAUAAACUCCCAUUUACUGUUAAUGUGACUUUAGGUCAGGUUUUUCAGUGUAUAAAAAAUUACUUAGUACCUGAUUUCUAGGCCCUUUAAUCUAAUGCUUCUCUUUGCAUCUA
Molecule: messenger RNA, 2490 nt
Organism: Mangifera indica (mango)
Lineage: Eukaryota; Viridiplantae; Streptophyta; Magnoliopsida; Sapindales; Anacardiaceae
Product: ubiquitin carboxyl-terminal hydrolase MINDY-1
Exons: 13
Coding region: 203-2305 (700 amino acids)
Biological process (GO): protein K48-linked deubiquitination
Cellular component (GO): cell periphery; cytosol
Molecular function (GO): cysteine-type carboxypeptidase activity; K48-linked deubiquitinase activity; cysteine-type deubiquitinase activity
Source: RefSeq, a predicted model, not a curated record